CAGCAGAGACGAGGCCCCGGUUGCUGCGGUGACGAUGGCGGCUCGGGAAGCGCAGGCUGCCGGCUCGGCCUGUGAGCUGGGGGCCCGGGAGCGGCUGGCCAGCGGCAGCACGGCGGGAGACGAGUCGUCAGACAGCGAGGCCGAGCACGAGUCCGCGCAGAAACUGAUCCGCAAAGUGUCCACCUCCGGCCAGAUCCGCAGCAAGGCUAUUAUAAAAGAAGGUCUUCUGAUGAAGCAGACAAGUUCAUUUCAGCGCUGGAAGAAAAGAUACUUUAAGCUCCGGGGACGGACACUGUAUUAUGCAAAGAAUGCAAAGUCCAUCAUCUUUGAUGAAGUGGAUUUAACAGAUGCCAGUGUUGCAGAAUCCAGCACGAAAAAUGUUAACAACAGUUUUACAAUAAUUACCCCUUUUCGAAAGCUGAUCUUGUGUGCUGAAAACCGCAAGGAGAUGGAAGAUUGGAUUGCAGCAAUGAAAACUAUCCAGAACAGGGAUCACUUUGAGUCAACCCAGUACAGCAUGGACCAUUUCUCAGGGAUGCACAACUGGUAUGCCUGCUCACAUGCACGGCCAACAUACUGCAAUGUGUGUCGAGAGGCCCUGUCAGGGGUUACAUCUCAUGGAUUGUCCUGUGAAGUGUGCAAGUUCAAAGCUCACAAGCGCUGUGCUGUGAGAGCAACCAAUAACUGCAAGUGGACAACACUGGCCUCAAUUGCUAAAGAUAUAAUUGAAGAUGAAGAUGGGGUCUCAAUGCCACAUCAGUGGUUGGAAGGCAACCUGCCUGUCAGUGCAAAAUGUACUGUCUGUGACAAAACAUGUGGCAGUGUUCUAAGACUGCAGGAUUGGCGCUGCCUGUGGUGCAAGGCAAUGGUGCACACAGCCUGUAAAGACAUGCUUCCUAUUAAAUGUCCUCUGGGACAGUGUAAGGUUUCUGUUAUUCCUCCGACUGCACUCAACAGCAUUGACUCUGAUGGGUUUUGGAAAGCAACGUGCCCACCAUCAUGUACCAGUCCACUUCUUGUGUUUGUGAACUCUAAAAGUGGCGAUAACCAGGGGGUGAAGUUCCUGAGGAGAUUCAAGCAGUUGCUGAACCCGGCUCAGGUGUUUGACUUGAUGAACGGAGGCCCACAUCUUGGUUUGCGGUUAUUCCAAAAGUUUGACACAUUUCGAAUCCUAGUAUGUGGUGGAGAUGGCAGCGUUGGAUGGGUGCUGUCUGAAAUCGAUAGUCUCAAUCUUCACAAACAGUGCCAGAUGGGAGUUUUACCUUUGGGUACAGGAAAUGAUCUGGCACGUGUGCUUGGAUGGGGAUCAGCCUGUGAUGAUGACACUCAGCUUCCUCAGAUCCUGGAGAAACUGGAAAGAGCAAGUACAAAAAUGCUGGACCGAUGGGGUAUAAUGGUUUACGAAACAAAAGUGCCACGACAUUCCUCAUCUUCCCUGGGGAUAGAGGAUUUCAGUGAUGAUUUGGAGGUACAGCAAAUUUCAUUCUAUGAGGAUUCCGUUGCUGCACACCUCUCAAAAAUCCUGACAUCAGAUCAGCAUUCAGUGAUAAUAUCAUCAGCCAAAGUCCUUUGUGAAACAGUGAAAGAUUUUGUUGCCCGGGUCGGGAAGGCUUAUGAAAGAACAGCAGAGAACUGGGAAGAAUCAGAGACUAUGGCGAGAAAGUGUUCUGUCCUCAAAGAAAAACUGGACUCAUUGCUUAAAACGCUCAGUGAUGAAUCCCAGGCGGCAUCAUCCUUACCAAACCCACCGCCAACAAUUGCUGAAGAGCAAGAAGAUUGUGAGACAACCAAUAUCACGUGUGACCUGGCUGAGGACAGGCCGGCCUGCUCCCCCAGGCCACAGAUAUUCCGCCCAAGAGAGCAACUCAUGUUGCGAGCAAAUAGCUUGAAGAAAGCAAUACGACAGAUUAUAGAACAUGCAGAGAAAGCUGUGGAUGAACAAAAUGCGCAGACACAGGAUCAGGAAGGUUACACCUUUGGUCUCUGUUCAGAGGAAGAAAAGAGAGAAUCCCAAACUGAAGACAAGAUCUCACUGCACUCCUCGUAUAGUGCCAAUAUUAAAGGAAGGGUCUACCGGAAAGUGCCAAAGUCUCCCUGUGAGAGGAGGAUCAGUAAAGGAAGCUUAUCGAUCGGCAGCUCUUCUUCACUUCCUACUCCAACAGCAAAUCGAGACAACUUGCCAAUGCUUAACUCCAAGAUUCUUUACCCAAGUUUGAGAGCUGGAUUGGCUGCUUCCUUGGCUGGCGGAUCUGUCAUCAGCAAAAUGUUAUUUGUCCAUGCUGAUACUGUGAACCCGGAACCUGAUAUUCUAAAUGGGUAUACGGAAAAGUGUGUAAUGAACAAUUACUUUGGUAUUGGAUUGGAUGCAAAAAUUUCUCUUGAUUUCAACAACAAACGGGAUGAACAUCCAGAAAAAUGCAGGAGUCGUACAAAAAACAUGAUGUGGUAUGGGGUUCUUGGAACUAAGGAGUUGCUGCAUAGAACCUACAAAAACCUCGAGCAGAAAGUACUAUUGGAGUGUGAUGGACAGCGCAUCCCUUUACCAAGCCUGCAGGGCAUUGCAGUACUAAAUAUCCCCAGCUAUGCAGGUGGCACCAACUUCUGGGGUGGAACCAAGGAAGAUGAUAUUUUCACUGCCCCUUCUUUUGAUGAUAAGAUCCUUGAGGUUGUUGCUGUAUUUGGCAGUAUGCAGAUGGCAGUCUCACGAGUUAUCAACCUUCAACACCAUCGAAUUGCUCAAUGUCGUGCUGUAAAGAUCACAAUCCUCGGUGAUGAAGGAGUACCGGUGCAAGUGGAUGGAGAAGCCUGGAUCCAGUCCCCUGGCUACAUCAAAAUCAUUCACAAGAACCGUGCACAGAUGCUAACCAGGGAUAGGGCUUUUGAGAGUACCCUCAAGUCUUGGGAAGACAAGCAGAAAUGUGAACUACCUCGCCCAUCCUCUCAACAUGCCUUGCAACCUGAGAUAGUUUCAGAAGAGGAAGCUGCUGAGAUCAAUCAAUUUGGCCGAGCGGCUGGAACACUCAUCCACAGGAUUCGGGAGACAGCACAACUGCAUCAUACCAUGGAGCAGGAGCUUGCACAUGCAGUAAAUGCCAGUGCCAAAUCCAUGGACAAAGUUUACGCAAAGUCGAAAACAACUGAGGGCCUGAGUUGCAGCCUAGUGAUGGAAAUGGUCAACAAUGGGAAAGCUUUACACAACGAGACAGAGCUUCUUCUGGCAGGCAAAAUGUCUCUGCAGUUGGAUCCCCCUCAGAAGGAUGAACUCACUGGGGCUCUGGCUAAUGUGGACUUGCAACUUCGGAAACUAGCAGAGAUUCCUUGGCUAUGUCAGCUCAUUGAACCAAGUGAUGAUGAGGGCCAGUUAUUAGAAUAUUCUAAGCGCACUCGCAGUGCCAAAUUUCGUCUUGUGUCAAAGUUAAAAAAAGAAAAGAACAACAAGAACAAGGAAACCAGGGGGAAUAUGGGACUACCAGGUGGCGCUGCUCUUCGCUUUCCCACAGUGCAUCAGUGGGGUACUGAGGAGGUGGCAGCCUGGUUAGAGCAUCUUAGCCUGUUCGAGUACAGAGACACCUUCAUCCGGCAUGACAUCCGUGGUUCAGAGCUCUUGCAUCUGGAGAGACGAGACCUGAAGGACUUGGGGAUAGCGAGAGUGGGCCACAUGAAGCGAAUCCUACAUGGGAUCAAGGAGUUGAGCCGGAAUACUCCUGUCAGCGAAGUGUGAUGUAUGUGUUCAACUCCUGCAUAUACAGAGCUACCUAAACUUCCAGCCCAAUGCAUAGAGGACCAGAGAGGCUAACCUUGGGCUGUACGUAUCACCUUCAACUAACCGGAGAGUGUUGGCCUUGGAACAGCCAACAGUUAAUAAAACAAUAAGAGAUCUGAUACUUAAUCUCUCACCCAGUAGAAAGUGAGAACAAGGCUUAACCAAUCAAACUGAUGCUGCAUUCAAGGUAAAAAAUCUGUCAGAUCAGAAUUCAAGUUACCUCAAGCAAAUAUCCCUGGCAACCAGUUAGAUUGGAUUUAAUACUGAAGUUCAGCUAGGACUAAGGCUGAAUGCGAUCUGCCCAAAAUUUAACAGUAACCGCAAUGAAGAGGAAGCAUGAUCCUUCGACAAAGGAAUGUACUGCACACCAGUGACUUAAUCUCAGAAACUCUUUGCAAAAGGGAUAAAGCAUCUCUUUAUUAUGUAUACUCAGUGAUUUAAUGAAACUGUAAUUUGGAUGGAGCCUGUAGUAAUUCACAUCCACAGAUAUUAAUUGAACUCUUUCAUAUUGUGAUCAGCGACAGUUGGAGUUUGAUUGUGGAGCCCUCCAUUUCUCUCUCAUCAUAAGGGCCAUCCACACUCCUUUUGCAGAAUACCAACUUUAAAAACAUGGAAGUGCUAUUACAAUGUCUUCCUGCAUUGAUUGUCCUCAAAAUCCUUGGUGUUAACGUGUUGUAUCUCAUUGCCUCACUAACUUAGAGGCAUUAAUGUAUUCCAGAAUGACAAGAACCAGUCUCAAGCUUAUGCAUGUGUCUUUGGUAUAAUAGCACUUAGAACACAACAGCCCCUAAUAUAUUCGAAACUCAGUCGCACUCUUCAACAGUAAUGCAGCACUCGUGUAUUCUUACAUGAUACAGUCUUGGAGAAUCAAAGAAAUGUGAGUUUAAGUCCUAAAGUGUUUGGACUAGAUGAGAAUAAGUUUGGAAGUUUUCAGGAUAUUUGGAAAUCAGUCCAGAGGUAUAUAUGGUAUCUGGAAGUCAGUCUGAAUGUCUGUGAUGUCUGAAAGUUAAUCCUGAAGUAAUUGGGAUAAAUGACAGCCAUUCUGUAGUGUUUUGGAAUAUGUGUGUGUGUCUCUCUCUCUCUGUCAGGUCUUAAGAAAGCUUUACAUUUACGUCAUCUUUUAUGACCUCAUGACAUUUACCUUACAAUCAAUAAGGUUUUCUGUUGAAGUGUAGUCACUGUUGUAAUUUAAGAAAUGCAAACAGCAAAUUACCACAAAGAGUAAUGUGAUACUGAGUAGGCAGUAUGUUUAUAGCAAUAUUGGUUGACAAAUGAGUGUUGCCCUAGACAAGGGAGUUCCCUGCUUCAGAUAGUGUUUUGGGAACUCUUGUGUCCAUCCAAUAUGGCAGACUUGUUUAAAAUCUAAUUUAAAAUUUGGUACUUACAACUAUGCAGCACUCCUGGAGUAUUUGAGAUGUGAGAGUGGGCGUCCCAGUGUACUUGGGAUGUGUAACAGUAAAUCCUGGCACAUCUGAGAUGUUUGCAUGAAUGCCAGAAUAUCUGGGAUACAUAGGAAUGAAACCUCUUUGAACUGGCAUGUGUGAGAGAAUUCAGGUAUAACUGGGAGGUAUGAGAGUGAAUCCCAGAGUGUCUGGGACAUGUGUGCCUGUGUGUGAGAGAGAGAGCAAGAAUUCAUGUUUAACCAGAAUGUGUGAGAGUGAAUCCCUGUCAAUCUGGGAUGUUUGAGAAUGAGUGCUGCAAUGUUUGGAAUGUCUGAAGAAUAAUAUAAAUAAAUGUAACCAACAUUUUCAGGUAUUCUGAUCUUGUUGCACAUAGCACACCAUUGUACUUCUCAUCAUGAGGUGAUUGUUGUCCUUGAUUUUACCCUGUGCUUGCAAUACUUUUGUCAUUUCAGUGCUGGAAGUUAUUGGGAUUUGUGAGGAAACACGUUGACCACAGGAUUUUGUGGCACAAUGCACUUCCUUCAAGAUUUGUUUGCCAAUUUCUUUUUAAUGUUUAAUUUUCCUGCAGUUUUGCACAACCCUCAGCUGAGAAAAAUAGAGCUGGCUGAGAAUUCCUCUCAAAAUCUCUAAUAUUCUGUCAACUUAAUUUAAAUAUUGUUGUGGCAUCUCCAAACUAAUUGUUCUAAUCUUUGUAUCUAAGUUCUUCCAUCACCUUUUCCAUCUCUAUUUCUAUAUCAGUCUUCACUAUAAUCCCCAUUCCAAUUAUCAUGUCCUCCUAUUGUCUAUUUCACCCCAACCCCAUUCAUGCACUGAUGUGCAUGCCUUCAGCCUCUAGGUCCCAGUCUGUGGAGUCUCUUUGUCUCCUGUAAGAGCUUGUUUAACAUCUAUCUCUCUAAUAAAGCUUUUGAUCCCUACUUGAUUAAUUUUUCCUUUAUUUUUUUUUAUUUCCAUGCAUCUCUUCCAGCACCUUUUGAUGUACUUUCUGUUCUGGAGCUGUGAUUUAAAUACAGCUGUAGGCUGGUGCUCUCAAGUUCAGCAUGCCUCUGUUUAAACAAUGGAAGUCCCCAACCCUGGAUUGUUACAUACUGUUCUUAGAUACUUCUCAUACCCAUACCCAUGUUGUUAAACCCCAUGCACAUCACCAGCCUUGACCCAGAAGCUGUCCUUCAACACAUUUUCCACUCCAUUUAACUUAUUCAGGUUGAACUGAUUCUCACUAAUCUGCUUGUUCUUGCUAGUUAUGAUGCAGUUUGCCUUGGUGCUGAAUUCCCUUGCAGGUCAAGCAAUGCACUUAGCUCACAGCAGAAACAUUAUCAGCUUCACCCCCAGUCAGCCUUUCACAGUAUAACCCACAACUGUUUCCCACACAAUCAUGACCAGAAUCGUUAGUGUGGGUAAACUCCAACCUAUGGGGCUGAAUAGCUGAAUCCAAUCUUUGCUUAGCCCAGUGUGGCCUAUCUCUUUUUAAUUAGCAAAAAUUAGCCACUAUUGGGAACCUGUCAUAUUACAUCCAUAUGAAAAUGCUGGAAUAGCUUUUCUACACAAUAGCCAAUGAAUCCUAUUAUUUUUGUAGUUUUAGCUGCCUUGAUUACAACCCACACAAUGUAUGUUUCACAUCUCAGUGGCUAGCAGAGGACAUCAUAUCAGGAAAAUUAGAUUAUUCAGAGGGAAGUAUAAACUAGCAAAUUAAAUAAUAACAUAGUUCCAAAUUAGUCAUGAAACAAGAGUAAGAAGGAUCUUUAAAAAAUUUGUCACAGUGAUAGAGUCCAGUCGUUCUGCAAUUGCCAUCAUAGCUGCGAAACUGAAACUGAAUGAGGAGAGAUAUCUUAAUGUUAUAAACCCAGUUUCACAAAGUACCUGACAAUCAAAAAUCAGAACAAAGACCCAAUGGCGUGAGAUGUUUUACACACACAACCCCACAUAUUUUCAUUCGGUCUUAUCACAGCACCACAUUGCCACCUUUUCAACAUACUACAUUCCCAAUUUCUCACCAUGUUUCUGCCCUUAUGACCCACUUUUCGUGCUUUAUCUCACUCAUCUUAACGCCACCUCCAUAUCCCUCUGUCUUCCUUACUCACCUUCCUACCUAUGUAACUUAUUCACUUCUCUUUAGGGGCAUGUACCUCUGUUGACUAUUUGUACUUUUCAGUUCCAGGCCCAUAAUUUGGCCAAAACUCCUACUGGUAACAUAUACUUUUCUAAAAUUUCCAAAUCCCGGUAAGGAUGGAAUGCAUAUAUAUUCAACUUCUCACUUCACAAAUUUAUCUAGAUUGUUUAUUCUGUUGUUUGGAAAUAUUUUUGACUGAACUGCCAAGUUAGUGAUCUCUACUGCUGUAAAUGAAGGUGCCAUAAUUGAAAGCAGAACAUACAUGGGGUAAGGAUGACAAGGUUAAGAUGUCAGUUUUCACUCUCAUUACAGCUACACGUUGUAAAUUCAUCACUUUUCUCAUGAGAUAGGUAACCUUUAUGUGGCAAUACAGAUUGCUGUUUAAAGCAAAUAUCGUGGUUUUAUGACCUGACUCCCCUCUUGUUUAAAAACAAGUGCCAUGUUACAGCUAUAUAAGGAUUAAUUAUUUCUUGCAUUUGAGGAAUCAUUUUUAACAAAAAAUAAGAUUUCUCAAAAUUGUUGGUGCAAAUAUAAAAAACAUCACACGAAUCAGGAAUGAAGUAGGUGUUGGGGGAAAGAAAGCCUAAGUUGAGGGAUUAAUAUAGUGUUAGCAGGGAAAAGUUAUAUUAAUGGGGAAGCAGUUUCUUAAUAGAGAAAGUGAUGUGGUGCAUGAAUGGAGAGGCAAAAUCAUAAUGGAGGGUAAUGGUAUAUUCAGGGAAACACUGAGGGCUGAUUUUUCAUUCAUGAUCCCAAAUCAAAUAUCUGUUAUCCCUGCUGAAAUGAGAUGGGAUCACAGCCUACAAUCAUCCCACUGCCUUUGCCUAGAUUUCCUUUACAUUGCACCACUGUUAAUCAUUUUUUUUGUCAAUGUUAUGCAGAUGGAGAUGGGAGGACAGGAACCAGGAUUCCACUGGAUUUUCCUGGCGUCUGCCUCUCUCACCUCAGCUAUAUAGAAGGUGAUAAUAAGCCCAAGAAGCAUAGGUAAUAGCCUUGCAGACCAUCAAAGUAAAGAGGAGGCUUUCUAGCAACCUCUCCUACAUUUGUUCCAGUUGCCAUUUAUCUUCCUUGCAACAUGAAUUCAAACAAAAACUUGCCAUACAUAUCAGAUAGUCGACCAAGGCAGGAAAUGGUUUAGAUUUAGGCCAAAAUUGGAGGGGCAGGCAGGAUUCCUGCCCAACCUAAACCAUACCCCAGAGAGAAGACAGUAAAUAACUAAAUACAGCAGCAGUGCAUUAACAUUGAGAAACAAGUGGGUUGAUGAAGAAACAUGGUACUUUAACAUACAGCAAGGAAUGCUGCAUUAACAGCUCUUUUUGUUUUAAGAGAGAUUAUGUUGUGAUGCAGUGAAGUCUGGGUGGUUACACUUUCUUCUAGUAGGACUGAUUGGAUUUCAAGUACUUUUAUAGCUUUUGAUACUUCAAUCAACAAUAACUUUGAUAUUUAUCAAGACUGCACUUGCGUUCAGAGGGAAACUGGGUUUCUGUUGAAAGGAGUCCAUAACUCUGUUAAAUAUGGGACUGUCUCUCUGUUUUUAGUUCUGUUUAAAGGAAGAUUACAGUUCUACUUAAAGGGAGAUUGCAGCUCACUGCCCUGUUUGAAGGUAGCUACUCAGUACUGUUGAUGUUUUUGUGUCUUUGUUAGCCAAUAAAGGAUCUGGCCUGAGACUCCAGGCUUGACAGAUGAUAGCAGGUAUCACUGCACCUCUGCCUUAACUCGCCAAGUGACAGAAUUCCUUGUUAUUUACCUCACUCUCGGGAACACUGUUUUAUUUAGAAAGCACCCAAUGGAUCAGGUUCUCUGGGUUCUGUCUAUCCUCUGCCUCUCCAUGAGGUCUGCAUGUUGUAUUUAUUCUUAAUUUAUAUAUAAAUAUGGUUGUGACUGUAUUUUUGUACAUAUUAAUUGUCAUUUGAUGUAUAUAUUUCCUGUAAAUACAAUGGGAUUGAAUCCAAGC
Molecule: messenger RNA, 9224 nt
Organism: Hemiscyllium ocellatum (epaulette shark)
Lineage: Eukaryota; Metazoa; Chordata; Chondrichthyes; Orectolobiformes; Hemiscylliidae
Product: diacylglycerol kinase delta-like
Exons: 30
Coding region: 35-3721 (1228 amino acids)
Biological process (GO): intracellular signal transduction; diacylglycerol metabolic process; lipid phosphorylation
Molecular function (GO): ATP-dependent diacylglycerol kinase activity; protein homodimerization activity; protein heterodimerization activity
Source: RefSeq, a predicted model, not a curated record